This is a messenger RNA of Endocarpon pusillum Z07020, 981 nucleotides long. RefSeq lists its product as uncharacterized. The record is from RefSeq and is a predicted model, not a curated record. Gene Ontology annotation, molecular function: hydrolase activity. The transcript is spliced from 2 exons. NCBI's taxonomy places the organism in Eukaryota, Fungi, Ascomycota, Eurotiomycetes, Verrucariales, Verrucariaceae. The coding region runs from base 1 to 981 and encodes 326 amino acids.
AUGAGUUCAUACGACCGACGAGUGAUCAUAGACUCCCACGUCCACCUCUUUGCACGCGCGCAACUUCCUACUCUACGCUGGACACCCCGUCUUCCCUCCGAUCAUGUUCUCAAGGGACAGAAUUCCGUUCAGGAAUACUGCUCUGCCAUCUCAUCUUCUGCAGGUAAGCUACGAGGCUUCGUCUUUAUCGAGUCCGAUCGCGUAUCCUCUCUCUCCCACGCCGGUUGGAAUCAUGCACUGGAGGAGGUUGAGCUCCCCACUCGAAUUGCCAAAUGGGAAUUGAGGGAGGAAGAGGAUGAGGGUUUCGGAGCAGGAGAUGAGGACUUAGUCCUUGGUAUUGUGCUAUGGGCGCCUGUUCCUGCAGGACCGGAGGCCAUGGAGGCGUACAUGAACUCAGCCAAAGAGCGGUGCGGAGAUGAGAAGGUAUUGGAGAAGAUCAAGGGCGUGAGGUACCUGGUCCAAGACAAGCCGUCUGGCGUAAUGCUUCAACCUAGGUUCAUCGAGAGCUUAAAGUGGUUAAGGAAACAAUGGGCUGGCUUUCGAUUUGGGUGUCGAUGCAAGGAAUGGAGGAAUUUGACAGCUGAGGGAAGCUUAUCUACAUCUGACCUCGGAGGAGAUUGCGAAUGGGUCAUCAGUCCUACGCCAGAUGGAGGGACUACAUUUGAAGAGAUGGCGAGGUUCGAUGGUACUUUUAUGAAACUCUCGGGAGCAUUCUCUGAGCUAUUAUCUUCUCAGAAUUGGCAAGAUCCCGGCUCAUUGGAGAGGAUCAUUGAAAUCCUGACGUGCGACGCCUUCGGACCUUCUCGUAUCAUGUUUGGGUCAGACUGGCCGGUCUGCACUGUCCAAUGGCCGUGGAUCGAGCUCUCAUGGCAGUAUUGGCAUGGCGUUGUCGAGGCUAUCCUCUCUGCACGGAAUUUGUCAGAUGACGAAUCGACCAUGAUCUGGUCCGGCACCGUGCAGGCCGCCUACAACAUACCGUAA